Messenger RNA from Serendipita indica DSM 11827, 1116 nucleotides. The record is from the annotation of a GenBank genome assembly. Lineage: Eukaryota; Fungi; Basidiomycota; Agaricomycetes; Sebacinales; Serendipitaceae.
AUGGUUCGUCGUCCAGAUGUCUCGACCGUUGGGAAGCCAGAUUCCUAUUCGUUUCCAUUCCGACGCCAGCCGCUCAAAGGUCUCUUUCUGACCUUUAAGCUUGUCCUUUUCCUCCUCUACCUACCUGCAUGGAUGAUAGAGGGGUUGGUUCCGUUCCUCCGACCUCGGAAGUCUUGGACUUUGCAAAAGGUCCUACGGGUGAGGUUUAUUCGCUUUCUCGGUAGGAUUGGGGAAGGGAUUGGGCCUCCUACGAAACCUUACCGAGAUCCAACCGUCUACCCGCCUAAGCCAGCCAAAGGGUUCACGCUAAUUCGCCCAGCCCCAGACCAUCUUAUUCAAGGAGAUGUGCGCGUGAAGAUGGAAGCAGCACAUGUGCAACCAGUGACCGUCGCUGGAUACUGGUACACCCAGGAUGACGCACAGCUCUCAGAGACGAAGACGUCGUGCUUCUCAUGCACGGCGGAAUGUUUAUCCUGGGCACCGCUCGACCCAGUGACCCUGCGGCGUAUAUCCCGAAACGACUCGUACGGCUGGCCGCGGAAAGAGGACAUCGCCUUCCAAGGUGGUGCCUUUCCCUCUGCGCUUCUCGAUGGCUUCGCGGGAUAUUUGCAUCUCCUCUCUUUGGGCGUUAAGUCCGAGCGUAUUACUCUGAUGGGCGAUAGCGCCGGUGCGACGAUUGCACUCUCAUUGAUGCGUUAUAUCACGGAGAAUAGUCGACCAGAGGUGCCCAUCCCUGCGGGAAUCGUCAUCUUUUCGCCAUGGGCGGAUAUGGCACUACAAGCUACCGACUCUACAGUGUGGGAUAACUGGAGGAGCGAUUACCUAGGUAUUUGGGGCCUAAGCUUCUACGCCACUGUCGCGCUCCUUGGGCCGCAUUCCCCAGACGAGCUCAAGACGAACCUGUACAUCUCACCGAGUACUCUGGCCCUCCCAUCUGGCACAACGUUUUUUGAAAAGGACAAGUGGCCAAGGACGAUGCUGGUGUGCGGAGACGCCGAGAUGAUCCUUACAGAGAUUCGCACAUUGAGGGAGCGCUUGCGUGAGGCCUGGCGUGGAUUUGACAUACUUGGAGGUCAAAGAUGCCAUCCACAACUUUACCAUGUUCCCAUGGUUUGA